AGGCGCUGCUGAAGGGGCUCCGGGGCAGGAGUCCGGGCGGGGGGCACGGCAUGGGGGGUCCCGGGACGGGGCGAGGGGCUCCUCCUGCACCUGGGACCCUCCCCCGCCCGCGGCCAGCAGGACCCAAGGGCUGGGCGGCCCUGACCCUGGUGCUGAUCCUCGGCCUCCUGUUGAUCUCCCUCCUCCAAGGCAUAGACUUGCCCCCGUGCACGGAGGAGCAGUACCAGGUGGGGGCGCGGUGCUGCCCCAAGUGCAGCCCAGGUGAGCGGGUGAAGCAGGCCUGCGGGGCGAACACGGGCACAUCAUGUGUCCCCUGCGCCCCCGGGACCUACAUGGACAAGCUCAAUGACCUGAGGGAGUGUCUGCCCUGCCGGGACUGCCGUCCAGCCCUGGGCCUGGUGACCCGGCGCGGGUGCUCCCCCACGGGGGACGCCGUGUGUGGCUGCGCCCCCGGCCACGUCUGCGUCCAGGUGCACGGGGACAGCUGCGCGCAGUGCCGGCCCCACACGGCCUGCAGGCCCGGCCAGAGUGUGAGGCAGAGAGGCACCGAGCGGCAGGACACGCUGUGUGAGGACUGUCCCCCCGGAACCUUCUCUCCCGACGGGACCCUGGAGCAGUGCCGGCCCUGGACCAGGUGCAGCUGGCUUGAGGCAGAAGCCAAUCCGGGGACCAGCAGCAGCGACGUCACCUGCGCCUCCCGGAGACUUUAUCUGCUUCUGCUUCUGCUCGUGCUGUUUGUCGUGUCCUCAGCAGUGGCCAUUUCCACCUGUGUCCGCUGAGCCCGGGCACGGAGCAGGUCACGGGCCCAGGACACGGAGGGCUGCCCGCUGGGGCGCCGGCUGAAGCCGCC
Talpa occidentalis (Iberian mole) is the source of this 850-nucleotide messenger RNA. Its product is annotated as tumor necrosis factor receptor superfamily member 14-like. Gene Ontology annotation, cellular component: external side of plasma membrane. The transcript has 6 exons. The record is from RefSeq and is a predicted model, not a curated record. Gene Ontology annotation, biological process: positive regulation of peptidyl-tyrosine phosphorylation; defense response to Gram-positive bacterium; negative regulation of alpha-beta T cell proliferation. Lineage: Eukaryota; Metazoa; Chordata; Mammalia; Eulipotyphla; Talpidae. The coding region runs from base 51 to 779 and encodes 242 amino acids. Gene Ontology annotation, molecular function: protein binding.